Trichoplusia ni (cabbage looper) is the source of this 486-nucleotide messenger RNA. RefSeq lists its product as uncharacterized. The transcript has a single exon. NCBI's taxonomy places the organism in Eukaryota, Metazoa, Arthropoda, Insecta, Lepidoptera, Noctuidae. Bases 1 to 486 code for a protein of 161 amino acids. The record is from RefSeq and is a predicted model, not a curated record.
AUGGUUUUUGAGACUAGGGGUAGGACACAUGAUAAUAUACCACCUCUAAUACUCAACGGAACAGCAUUGAGAAGAGUAUUCAGAUUUAAAUAUCUUGGUCAUGUGUUAACGCCUAGUCUCAAGGACGAUGAAGACAUUGAGCGGGAGCGGAGAGCGUUGUCAGUUCGAGCAAACAUGAUAGCUCGCAGGUUUGCACGGUGCUCACUUAAGGUCAAGCUCACCCUCUUUAGAGCUUACUGCACUAACUUCUACACAUGUAGCCUGUGGGCAGGAUAUACGCAAAGAACAUACAACGCUCUCCGCGUCCAGUAUAAUAAUGCGUUUAGAGUGCUGGUGGGGCUGCCUCGCUUUUGUAGCGCAUCUGGGAUGUUUGCAGAUGCACAAGUAGAUUGUUUUUAUGCAACAAUGCGUAAGAGGUGCGCAUCCCUGGUGAGCAGAGUGCGGGCCAGCUCCAACAGUAUUCUGAACAUGAUCCACUACCUCUGA